Sclerotinia borealis F-4128 is the source of this 276-nucleotide messenger RNA. The record is from the annotation of a GenBank genome assembly. NCBI's taxonomy places the organism in Eukaryota, Fungi, Ascomycota, Leotiomycetes, Helotiales, Sclerotiniaceae.
AUGGUAUCCUCGAUACCUUUCGAUAAGAGUUAUAUCCUCGGUACAACUGGCAUUAGAAGUUCUUUAGAUCAAGCAGAUGGAAAUCAACAAGAGGUUGAUAAGAGUACAAAUUUGAAAGUACUUCUUUCAGGUGACUUUCACCCACCACGACUGCAAGGAUCAUCAGUCGGAAAGCUUCAGUUAAUCUGGAACGUUCGAGAUAGAAUCCGAACUCAAGCAUCAGGAUCGAGCUACAAUGAAAAUGUAAAGAGAUGGAUAACACCUGAAUUAUCUUGA